AUGGCGCCUCAACUCGAGCCAUUUUUCAAGCAGGUCGACACCUCGGCGGAGCACUUCAUUGACCGUCUGCGCAAGGCCGUUGCUAUUCCUUCAAUCUCCGCUCAGGAUGAGAACCGCAAGGAUGUGGUCCGCAUGGCCCAAUUCCUUACCGACGAAUUGACCGCGCUGGGUGCAGAGGUCGAGCAAAGGCCCCUCGGCAAGCAGCCCGGCAAGGAGCACCUCGACCUGCCUCCUGUCGUGGUUGCCCGCUACGGUAACGACAAGAACAAGAAGACUAUCCUGGUGUAUGGUCACUACGAUGUGCAGCCUGCUCAGAAGGAGGACGGCUGGGCUACCGAGCCGUUCGAGCUGACAAUCGACGACAAGGGCCGCAUGUACGGCCGUGGCUCUACUGAUGAUAAGGGCCCCGUUCUGGGCUGGAUCAACGUCAUCGAGGCUCACCGCAAGGCUGGUGUCGAGCUGCCCGUCAACCUGCUUUGCUGCUUUGAGGGUAUGGAGGAGUACGGAUCUGAGGGUCUGGAUGACUUCAUUAACGCUGAGGCCAAGAAGUACUUCAAGGACACCGACGCGGUCUGUAUCUCUGACAACUACUGGCUCGGUACCGAGAAGCCCUGCCUGACCUACGGUCUGCGUGGAUGCAACUACUACUCCAUCAGCGUGUCCGGUCCCGCUCAGGACCUUCACAGCGGUGUCUUCGGUGGCUCGGCCCACGAGCCCAUGACCGACCUGGUCCAGGUGAUGUCCAAGCUGGUCGAUCCUCAGGGUAACAUCCUGAUCCCCGGCCUGAUGGAUCUGGUCGCUCCUGUGACCGAGGAAGAGAAGGCCCUGUACCCCAACAUCAGCUACACCAUGGACGACCUCCACGAGUCUCUGGGCAGCGAGACUGGGAUCCACCCCAACAAGGAGCGCACUCUGAUGGCCCGCUGGCGGUACCCCUCUCUGUCCCUCCACGGUAUCGAGGGCGCUUACUCUGCUCCUGGUGCCAAGACUGUCAUCCCCGCCAAGGUUAUCGGCAAGUUCUCUAUCCGUACCGUCCCCAACAUGGAGAGCGAGGAUGUCAACAAGCUGGUCUUUGACCAUGUCAAGGCCGAGUUCGCCAAGCUCAACAGCAAGAACAAGCUGGAUGUGUCUCUGCAGCACGACGGCAAGUGGUGGGUCGCCAGCCCCAAGCACUGGAACUUCAGCGCCGCCAGCAAGGCUGUCGAGCAGGUGUUUGGCGUUGAGCCGGAUAUGACCCGUGAGGGUGGCAGUAUCCCCGUUACCCUGACUUUCGAGCAGGCCACCGGCAAGAACGUCCUUCUGCUGCCCAUGGGUAGCUCCACCGACGCCGCUCACUCGGCGAACGAAAAACUUGACCGCAGAAACUACAUCGAGGGUACCAAGCUGCUUGGCGCCUACCUGCACUAUGUGGCUGAGGAGCCCAUGACCCAGUAG
Penicillium diatomitis is the source of this 1434-nucleotide messenger RNA. Its product is annotated as M20 family dipeptidase. The coding region runs from base 1 to 1434 and encodes 477 amino acids. Gene Ontology annotation, molecular function: metallodipeptidase activity. Gene Ontology annotation, biological process: proteolysis. NCBI's taxonomy places the organism in Eukaryota, Fungi, Ascomycota, Eurotiomycetes, Eurotiales, Aspergillaceae. The record is from RefSeq and is a predicted model, not a curated record. The transcript has 5 exons.